This is a messenger RNA of Hyalella azteca, 822 nucleotides long. RefSeq lists its product as uncharacterized. The transcript is spliced from 7 exons. The coding region runs from base 1 to 822 and encodes 273 amino acids. The record is from RefSeq and is a predicted model, not a curated record. Lineage: Eukaryota; Metazoa; Arthropoda; Malacostraca; Amphipoda; Hyalellidae.
AUGGUCAUCAACAGCAUCAUGGGCAUCCUCCAGCAUCAUGGUCAUCCUCCAGCAUCUUGGUGUUACGAGCGUGCCAUCAGAGAAUGUGAGGUGCAGGCUGCCUGCCCCACUGAAGGUGAGUAUGAGUCAGCUAUCGAAGAAUGCGAGGUUCAAAUUGACUGCCUCACCAGAGCGACGCCUUUCCCCGCAGACGACGCGGCGUGCACUCGAACGUUUGCCGGCGGUAACAGCAGCAGUCAUUGGUGUCCGAGCUCGUGCACAGCGUAUGGGAACACCUCGUACUCCGCGGCGUACGGAGGGCGCUCCCCAGUAACAGGGACUCUGCUUUACGAUGAGAACUCGCCGGUGUGCCUGGCCGCCCUCCACGCCGGCGUCCUGCAGGCUGGGGAGGACAAAGAGGUCCUCUUCAGGUCCCUGGAGGUCACCGAGAGCUUCGUGGGAACAGUCCGCAAUCGCGUUAUUUCGCAAUCUAGGGAAGUAGAGCCUGGUCGACCUCAACGCGCCUUCGCCUUCUCAGGCGGUUCCUCCCACACACCCUCAGAAGCAAAGCUGGCAGGCGCGGCGGUUAUCAUGGUUUACAACGCCUAUAGAAAUAAUGUGUCAUGCAUCUCCUCAUCGAGUGACGCACGUUUGCCACAUCCGUAUUUCACUCGCUGGGACUACACGCCUGUCACGGCCAGUCCCCCAUCUGUUGUGAUUACGUCUGAGCCCAACUACCUGCAAGCGACCUUCGAAGACGUCCCUGACCCUCCAGUGCUGCGGUGCCUCAGCGACGAGCCCGAGCGUGACGUGACUGCCUCCAUCAGCAGAGGUGGGCAGUGA